Messenger RNA from Salvia hispanica, 2076 nucleotides. RefSeq names its product receptor-like cytosolic serine/threonine-protein kinase RBK2. NCBI's taxonomy places the organism in Eukaryota, Viridiplantae, Streptophyta, Magnoliopsida, Lamiales, Lamiaceae. The record is from RefSeq and is a predicted model, not a curated record. Gene Ontology annotation, molecular function: protein kinase activity; ATP binding. Gene Ontology annotation, biological process: protein phosphorylation.
CAUACGCAGUCCGUACGUAUUGCUCUUAUUUUCAUGCUACUCUCUCUCAGUCCCAGCGAGAGUUCUUGUUAAAGCUAUGAGCUGUCGUUGUCGUUGUUUGAUGGAGGCGCAACGUUGAUUCUUUCUUUAAUCUUACUGAAAAUAAAGAUCCCUUUUAGAUCUGAGCCAUAAUUAUGCGGAAUAAAUACGUUUUUGUUGUGUUCCUUUUUGUAAUUGGCACAAGGUGUUUGAUAAAAAGUGGCAACCAUUUCCAUUUGCAAAUCCAAUUCUGUGUUUAGCUUCAAAAUUGCUUGCUCUUCCUAUUAUAUUGUGCUUCCAUUCCUGUAAAUUUGUUUUUCCUCAUUUUUCGUUCUAUUUUUGGUGACUUCUUCAUUUUGCUGAAAGAAUUGUGCUUUUUGCUUGUUUGUUUCUUCACUUUCAAGCAAUUAAUGUGAUAAUUUUUCAGUGAAUUAUGCAUACAUUCGUGCCUCAUUUUCAAUUUUGCUGAAAAGUAGUGUUAUUUUUGGUUAUAGACAUAGUAGCCUAGUAGAUUUGUGUUGUUCAAGUAUGGAGAAGGAGAAAGAGAGAGAGAAAGCAAAUCCUAGCUCACCAGACACGAUUCUUGAGGAUUUCUUGAGAAGUGCAGAAUCUCAAACUGAUUCCUCAAAAGCAAGCACCUCUGAAUCCCUAGUGGAGAUUGAUCCUAAGCCAGCCUCACGGCUGGCCUUAUUUUUCAAGCUGUUAAGAUUCAAAUCCAAACGGCAGCUAGCCACAUUGCAGCCCCUCACUGCGCUUAAAUUGUCGAAACGAUUUAGUAGUUUUAGGGAGCAAGUUAGUAGUGCACCCAAUGCCCUUCUUGAUCCGAAUAUGAACUAUUUUAAGCCUCAAUGGAAGAACUUUAGCUUGUUAGAACUCCAAACCGCGACCAGCAACUUUUGCCAAGGUUAUCUGAUCGGGAAGGGCGGUUAUGCUGAAGUGUAUAGAGGGCGUUUGCGUGGGGGUCAGCUCGUUGCCAUCAAACGCUUGACAAAAGGGGCUAUGGAAGAAAGAAUUGCAGAUUUCCUCACAGAACUUGGGAUAAUGGCGCAUGUGAAUCAUCCCAAUACUGCUAAAUUGAUUGGUUAUGGUGUUGAAGGUGGAGUGUACCUUGUUCUCGAGUUAUCUCCCCUUGGAAGCUUGGCUUCUAUGCUUCACAAUCCGGUGGAAAAGGUGGAGUGGAGUACUCGUUACAAGGUGGCGCUGGGAAUUGCUAAGGGAUUGCUGUACCUUCAUGAGGGCUGUCAAAGGAGGAUCAUUCACCGUGAUAUUAAGGCUGCAAACAUAUUGCUUAGGGAUGACUUUGAACCUCAGAUAUGUGAUUUUGGCCUCGCGAAAUGGCUGCCAGACCGAUGGACUCACCUCACUGUUUCAAAAUGUGAAGGCACUUUUGGUUAUCUAGCUCCCGAGUUUCUAAUGCAUGGAAUCGUCGAUGAGAAAACUGACGUAUUCGCCUUUGGCGUACUGCUGUUGGAACUCAUCACCGGGCGUCGAGCCCUUGAUUAUUCACAACAAAGCCUUGUUAUUUGGGCUAAGCCUCUGCUGAAGAAGAACAAAAUCCAGGAGCUCAUCGAUCCAUCGCUUGCAGAAAACUAUAAUGCUGUGCAAAUGAAUCUCGUGAUCCUAGCAGCUUCACUGUGCGUCCAGCAAUCCUCAAUCAAACGUCCACGGAUGAGCCAGAUUCUGUUGCUUCUGAGAGGGAGCUGCGGCAGCCUAGACCUGAUCAGGAAAUGCAAGAAGCUGUCAAGCUGGAAGAAGUAUUACAAGGAGCUCUUCAGCACGGAGAAGUACGGAGGACUGGACGGGCGACCGCGGUGGUCUGGUGAAGCUUAAACCGGUAAACAAUGGAGUAAUAUUGUUUGAAUUGGUGCAUUAGGUUAGGCACGUUGUGGGACAUCCGAAUAUACCAAGUAUAUGUGAUUAAAGAGUUAUAGGAUGAAAGUAGCAAUUAAUGUUACAGAGAGAGAAAAUAAAGUUACAUGGCUGUAAAUUGUAAAUUGUACAUAUGAUUUUGUUUUAUAGUAUACUAUAUUUAUAAGUUGGAUAGUAUAUUCGAUUCGA